Nerophis ophidion (straightnose pipefish) is the source of this 2073-nucleotide messenger RNA. It is a transcript of the gene psmd11b, whose product is annotated as proteasome 26S subunit, non-ATPase 11b. Gene Ontology annotation, biological process: ubiquitin-dependent protein catabolic process. The transcript is spliced from 13 exons. Lineage: Eukaryota; Metazoa; Chordata; Actinopteri; Syngnathiformes; Syngnathidae. Bases 69 to 1337 code for a protein of 422 amino acids. Gene Ontology annotation, cellular component: proteasome regulatory particle, lid subcomplex. Gene Ontology annotation, molecular function: protein binding; structural molecule activity. The record is from RefSeq and is a predicted model, not a curated record.
GACGUCAUGACGCGGCGUCCUCCCGUCCUCACGUCCCCCUCAUUCAGGCUGCACUUUGAAUAAGGAAGAUGGCGGCUGCAGCAGUGGUUGAGUUUCAGAGGGCUCAGUCCCUCAUCAGCACCGACAGCAACGCCUCCAUCGACAUUCUGCACUCAAUAGUACGGAGAGAUGUCCAGGAGAACGAUGAAGAAGCUGUCCGGGUCAAAGAACAGAGCAUCCUGGAGCUGGGGACGCUGCUGGCCAAGACCGGACAGGCAGCAGAACUCGGGGGUCUGCUGAAAUUUGUCCGGCCGUUCCUGAUGUCCAUCAGCAAGGCCAAAGCUGCCCGACUGGUCCGCUCUCUGCUCGACUUGUUCCUGGACAUGGAGGCGGCGACGGGCCAGGAGGUGGAGCUGUGUCUGGAGUGCAUCGAGUGGGCCAAGGCUGAGAAGAGGACCUUCUUACGACAAGCUCUCGAGGCUCGACUGAUCUCCCUCUAUUUUGACACCAAGCGAUACCAGGAGGCACUUGCGCUCGGCUCUCAGCUGCUCCUGGAGCUGAAGAAGAUGGACGACAAAGCCCUGCUGGUGGAGGUCCAGUUGCUGGAAAGCAAGACGUACCACGCCCUCAGCAACUUGCCCAAGGCCCGCGCCGCGCUCACCUCUGCGCGGACCACCGCCAACGCCAUCUACUGUCCCCCCAAACUCCAGGCAGCUCUGGACAUGCAGUCAGGGAUCAUCCACGCGGCAGAGGAGAAGGACUGGAAGACUGCCUACUCCUACUUCUUCGAGGCGUUUGAGGGCUACGACUCCAUCGACAGCCCCCGAGCCAUCACAGCUCUCAAAUACAUGCUCCUCUGCAAAAUUGUCCUCAACUCACCAGAGGAGGUGCAAUCCCUGAUCAGCGGUAAACUGGGCCUGCGAUACACCGGCCGUCAGACAGACGCUCUCAAAUGUGUCGCCCAGGCCAGCAAGAACCGAUCGUUAGCGGACUUUGAAAAGGCCCUCACAGAGUACAGAGCGGAGCUGAGGGACGACCCCAUCAUCAACACACACCUGGCCAAGCUGUACGACAACCUGCUGGAACAGAACCUCAUCCGGGUCAUCGAGCCCUUCUCUAGGGUGCAGAUAGAACACAUAUCGGGUCUAAUCAAACUGUCAAAGGGGGAUGUAGAGCGUAAACUAUCGCAGAUGAUUCUGGACAAAAAGUUUCACGGAAUCCUGGACCAGGGAGAAGGAGUCUUGAUCAUCUUUGAGGAGCCGCCAGUGGACAAAACGUACGAAGCAGCCUUGGAAACCAUUCAGAACAUGAGCAAAGUGGUGGACUCACUUUACAACAAAGCCAAGAAGCUGACAUAGAGCAGCCCGGAGGCUACGUGGUGGAGGAGCUGUGUGUGUUUGAGCAGCGUAUGUAACAUUUGAAGAAGAACACAAACGAUUCCCCCAUCACACACACCCCUCCCCCCUCACUCAAUGGACAAUAUCGCAACUUCUCUUCUUUUGUUUUGUCCCCUUCUUCUAACACAGCGGCCGAGCCAGGCCAUCAGGGAAUAUUAUUGUACACCUACAAUAAAAACGACGAAAAGGAUGAACAGUACAUACAUAUAUCUUUAUAUCUUGAAUGCAGACACAACACUUUUGUCAUUUGACUCCGCCAUGUCUCUCCAAAGCGCAACUGUUCAGUUUUUGGAAGAAUGGAACACAAUUUCGGUUGAACAGCGACUUCCCCAUAUCAAUGCCAACAGUUUCAGUCCCCACUGUACUUCAGAAGUGUAUUAAACUCACUAUAUUUGCUUUUUGGUUUUGUGUUUUUGUAAUUAAAAAAACAAAACAAUGAUGGUUGCCACAUGUCCACCCCACCUGGAUGCUCGUGUACAUUUGUAAAAGAGGCGAGGUGAACUUUCACCAUCGGUGCCACGUUUCUUGGCGUCAGGAGGCACACAGUUUGUCUUCUUUGCCUCUUGAGCAUCUUCUCUUCUCCAUUGUUAGUUCCUAGCAUAGUGUGGUAUGCUAGUAACCAAACAAUUUGUAUGCUUUUGUUGUUUUUUUUCUCUCUUAUAAAGACAUUUUCAAAAUAAAUAUUUUGUAUUUUAAA